AUGGCAUUGAAGUAUUUUAACACCUUGGCCCUUCUUUUCUUGCUUGUCAACCUGAGCUUUCAUGAAAAUGCUGCUGCUCAGAAUGAUAGUUUAGGAGCUUCUUUCAUCUUUGGAGACUCAUUGGUAGAUGCAGGAAACAACAACUAUCUUUCAACUCUUUCGAAGGCAAACAUCCAGCCCAAUGGAAUUGAUUUCAAAGCAUCCGGAGGAAACCCCACUGGCCGUUUCACCAAUGGAAGAACCAUUGGUGAUAUUGUAGGAGAGGAAUUGGGACAACCAAAUUAUGCUGUCCCAUUUUUGGCACCAAACGCAUCUGGGAAAGCCAUACUAAAUGGAGUGAAUUAUGCUUCAGGAGGAGGAGGGAUUCUGAAUGCAACAGGAAGCUUAUUUGUGAAUAGGAUCGGAAUGGAUAUUCAAAUAGACUACUUCAACAUAACAAGAAAACAGAUUGACAAAUUGCUAGGUGAAUCUGAGGCCAGAGAGUACAUAAUGAAGAAAUCCCUAUUCUCCAUCACCGUUGGGGCCAAUGAUUUCCUUAACAAUUAUCUUCUUCCGGUUGUUUCUGCUGGAGCUAGAAUUUCUCAAAGCCCAGACGCUUUCGUCGACGACAUGAUCAAUCACUUCAGGGCCCAACUUACCAGACUUUACCAAAUGGAUGCUCGGAAGUUUGUCAUCGCCAACGUUGGCCCAAUAGGCUGCAUACCUUACCAAAAGGCUAUAAAUCAGCUGAAUGAAGAUGAUUGUGCGGACUUGGCUAACAAGCUUGCAAUCCAAUACAAUGCCCGAUUGAAGGACUUGCUUGCUGAGCUAAAUGACAAUCUCCAUGGAGCCACGUUCGUACUUGCAGAUGUGUAUGAUUUAGUGAUGGAAAUCAUAAGAAAUCAUGAUAAAUAUGGAUUUACAACAGCGAGCACAGCUUGCUGUGGAAAUGGGGGCCAGUUAGCAGGGAUAAUACCAUGUGGGCCUACGUCUAGCUUGUGCUCAGAUAGGUACAAGCACGUGUUCUGGGAUGCAUACCACCCAAGCGAGGCUUCCAACCUAAUACUCGCCAAGCAGCUACUUGACGGAGACAAGAGAUACAUAUCUCCAAUGAAUCUUAGGCAACUUAAGGAUAUUUGA
Gastrolobium bilobum is the source of this 1119-nucleotide messenger RNA. Its product is annotated as GDSL esterase/lipase At2g23540-like. NCBI's taxonomy places the organism in Eukaryota, Viridiplantae, Streptophyta, Magnoliopsida, Fabales, Fabaceae. The record is from RefSeq and is a predicted model, not a curated record. The transcript is spliced from 5 exons. Gene Ontology annotation, molecular function: hydrolase activity, acting on ester bonds. The coding region runs from base 1 to 1119 and encodes 372 amino acids.